Molecule: messenger RNA, 6926 nt
Organism: Closterium sp. NIES-67
Lineage: Eukaryota; Viridiplantae; Streptophyta; Zygnematophyceae; Desmidiales; Closteriaceae
Source: the annotation of a GenBank genome assembly
UGAUAGUGCUGGUCAGCAGCGAAGUACCUUCCGCUGAUCAGCAAGUGAUUUGGACAGUUGAUUCUUCCUUGAAAGGUCAAGCGAUUGGAUGGCUCUCGUGUUUCGCUCGCAUCGGGAGAGUCGCUCGUUGAAUAGCUUUUGCGAAUUCACCUUCAGCGACAUUCGCUUUCGAGAAUUUACCGACACUCACUUUCGCGAAUCCACCUUCUGCGACACUCACUUUCGCGGAUUCACCUUCUGCGGCACGCGCUUUCGCAGUGAUGAGAGCCGCCGCUAUCGUCGUGUUGCUCGUCUUGCUAGCGGGCUCGGUUUUAGUUCCGCAGGCGAUCGCCGUGUCCAAUCACGGCCUGCCGUGUGGCGUGUCGGUGGUGAAAGGACGGCGGCAAUCUCAAGAAGAUAGAGUUGUCUGCUCCGCUCUUAUCCCUGUUCCAGCCUUCGAUACUGUCACCCGAGACGGCUCAACUCACCAGUGGGCCGUGCAGGCAGUGGGGGUGCUGGAUGGCCACGGGGGAGGCGAGGCGAGCCAGCUCGCCGCCUCCCGCCUCCUGCCCCUCCUCCGAUCCAGACUCGCUGCCCUGCCUGCUGUCAAUCGCAAGGCGGCCUCAGAGUCGGCUCAAACGCCUGCGCUGAACCAGAAGCGGCCGCAAGCGAACCGCGAGGAACUGCCCACGGCACAUGCAGGCGGGCGUGGUGGUGACACGGGUGGUGAGGGUGCGAGAGAUGGCAGAAGGCGGGAGGAUGGUGCUGGUGAACGGAAGGAGGAGAGGGAUAAGGAGGUGGGGAAGGAGGAGGAGGGUGGGGAGAGGGAGAGUGAGAGGGAGUCGGAGGAGCAGGAGCGGGUGAGGAAGCGGUUGCUCGAAGGAGUGUUGGCUGGUGCACUUGCAGACGUGGACAAGGAAUUCGCACAGGAAGCUCACAAGCGCCGCUGGUGGUCGGGCUCCACAGCUGCUGUGGCCCUGCUUGUCUUCCACCAGAUCCUGCCCGCCCUCCCUCCCACCCACCACCGCCACACGCCCUCUCAACACGCAUCUUUCCCCACCCAAGGGGUCGUGCCAGACUGGCAACUGCUGCAUGUGGCAGUGGCCAACAUAGGGGACUCCAAAGUGUUUGUGUGUGGGGCCGAGCAGCAUGCAGCGAGGGUGGUGGAGGGGCACGAGAAGCAGUGGGGGGGUGCAGGAGUGGAGGAGCAGCGAGAAAGGCCUCAGGGGCUCGUGGAUGGAGCACAGGGUGUGUUGUUGCUGGAGACUGCUGAAGCCAAGGCUGGGAUGCACCCUUCUCCCAUGGCUCCUGAAGCCAAGGCUCGGAAGCUUCCCGUAGACUCAGAAGCUAAGGCACAUGCUCUUGCAGCAACAGGAGUGCGUGAGUGGAGUUGGCCCUUUGAGAGAGCUUUGAAGAGGGGGAGGCGGCCCGUGACAGCGUGUGGGUGCAAGCAGGCAGCAGAGCAGAAAGUGGAUGGACAAGGUGGGUCAGCCCCUCUACUGAAAUGGCUGCCUGCACCGCAUGCCACAGCAGCCUGCUGCUCAUCUCAUUCAAGACGGAUUUCUUGCCUUCCGCUCUCCAUCUACCGUUUCUAUUUGUUGGGCGUGGUUCAUUUACCGUACCGUUCCUCCCUCCCUCCCUCUUUUGUCUCAGAGCUUCGGCGCCUGGCGAUCUUGCACAGGCGACAGCAGCGCCUUCGCCGCCGGCAGCAGCAGAGGCCGCAGUCAAAUUCUGAGGCGCUUACAAGUCGUAGGCAGGAGGUGAAGCAUUCUUCACACCAGCUGAAAAAGCAGGAAGCUCAAGCGUUGCCCAUGCCCUACCAGGAGCACAACCACAGAACUGAGCAGCAGCAGCAGCAGCAGCAGUUGUCGGAGCAGCAACAAUGGUCAACCAUGUGUCACCAGGAAAAUAGCGCAGUUUCAGGGGCUCCACGGCAGCGUCAGAAUCUCGCCCCUAUUUGCACGGCAGAGCUCACAGAGGGCCACAGGGUAGGCAGGGAGAACAAGAGGAGUCGAGACUCUUCUAGUCGACCCAAGAAGCGACGUUCUGCCCUGCUGUGCACCACAGAGCUUACAGAGGACCACAGGGCGGACAGGGAGGACGAGAGGAGGAGGGUGGAGGCAGCGGGCGGCAGAGUGGAGGAGAGGGGCGGUGUGCCGCGUGUGCAGGGCGAGCUGGCCGUGUCCAGAGCCAUAGGGGACCUGCAGUACCGGCCAUGGGUGGUGGCCACCCCGGAGAUCACCGAGUGGGUGGUGAGGCGUGGGGCGUGGAGGCCUGUUGGUAGGAAUGGGCAGUGCGAUAGUGAGGGUGUGGAAGCUCGAGGAGAAGAUGCGGCGGUGAGUGAGGAGUUGAGAGGGAAGGAGAGUGACGAAGGGGGGUGGGGUUGCGCCAGAGCUAUGAGUGGCAGUGGGGCUUUGGAUGAUCAAGAGACUAAUGCGUGGCAAAAGGGUCAAUGGGGUUCGGAGGAGGAGUGUGGAAGGGAGCAUGUAGGGAGUGAGCGGGAUGGAGAGGAGGCGGAUGCUGAUGGGGAGGGCGAAGGGGAGUACCUGAUAGUGGCGACAGAUGGCGUGUUUGAGCGAAUGAAACCGUGCCAGGUGUGCGGUAUUGUGGGCAGGGCAAUGCACGACCAGAGAAGGAGGGCGGCUCAGGGGUUGAGAGCAAGGGGCCGGGGGAUGGAGUCGAGCAGGGGAAACUCGGGCAGAGAGAGCCACAGGAUUGGUGAUGAUGCGCAUGAUGGUGGUGAUGGUGACGAGGAGGAGGAUGGGGAGGAGGAUGAGGAUUGGGCGCUUGACAGUGCUGCUGCGUCAGCUCGUGGCACCCAACUCACAGGCCUGCCAUCACUCCAUGCCAUUCCACUGCCUGUGGGAAGGCAGGAGGGCAGCGACGGCGCAGCACUUGCUUUAAAGAGCGAGAAAAAACGGGUUGCAGGGGAUAAUAAUGGGGCACAGGGGGGCUUAACGGUGCAGGUGCAGCAGGGGGAGGACAUACAAGAGCAGCAGCAGAAGAGAGAGCAGCAGGAGCAGCAGCAGCAGCUGGUGCUGCAGAGGGGGCAGCUGCCAUUCUGCUGGAUGCUAGAGGGAAUGGAGCAGGGCCCGAUCAUGUGCAUGCGCAGGGAGGGUGAGCAGGAGACGGUGUUGGCAUGCGGGCAGGAAAACGCACAUCGGCAUGAAAACGCUGUAGGCGCGAUUGCUGGAGGGGGUGCUCAGCCGGCAGAGGAGAAGCAGGUGCGUGUGCAAGGAGGGGAGGGGAGGGCGCAGCAGCUGCAGCGGCAAACGAACGGGCAGGUGGCAGUGAGAGGAGAGACAAGGGUGGUGGAGGCGAGGAGGUGGGAUCCUGCGAGGGUGUGUUGGGAGGGGAGUGCGGAGAGGGAGGAGGUUGGUGAGUUGGCAGAGACAAUCACCAGAGAGGCCAUCCAGCGAGGCACGUUGGACAAUGUGGCUGUUGUUGUGCUGAAGCUGUCGCAUUCGCACUCACGUUCCCAUGCACGUUUCCAGCCACCUGCUCACUCAGAAGCUCGCAUGUGUAGCCGUCGCUUACACACCCACGCCUCAACCUCUGUUGUACCACUCCCUGCCGCCCAAGAUACAUCUCGUGCUACAUCUCCUGCAACUCCAGAAUCACCCAUGCCUCCUGACUCAACCACCCCUACGUCAUGGCAACGCACGAGCUCGGAACAGCAGAUUAGUCGGCCGGUCGUUCCUCCCACCGGUCCUCCCAGCAGCAACCUCGUUUCUUCCUUCGCCAGAAGCUUUGGUUCUGCCUCUCAGCUUCGACCAAUUCCAAAGCUUGCUCUGCAAGCAAGGCCCACUGUCGCGAUUCUCGUGGGUCCAGUUCCACCGCAAGAGCGAAGUUUGCCCUCUGAGGCACCUCCAGAGCACGAGAACAGCCCAGCCCCGGGCAUCCCAUCCACCCACUGUUACGAGCUGCUGAAGCCCCUUCCUGCCUCGGCUGCUCGCCCUUCCCUUGUGCCCUUGUGGCAUGACCGCUCUGGGCUCAGGUCCUCGCCCCACCUUCACCAUUCCCGCCCCGCUCUGGGGCGCAUUCGAGAGGCUCGGCACGGGCCAGCACUUCCUGCUGACUCCUCCAAUCCCGUAGCAGCAAGUGCCACAGCGGUUGGGUCUGCUGUCCAAGCCCUGUUUCACCGCAAGAGCAGCAGCAGCAGCAGCAGCAGCAGCAGCAGCAGCAGCAGCAGCAGCAGCAGCAGCAGCAGCAGCAGCAGCAGUUCACGCAACGCCGUGAAAGGCGCCACCAGCAGCAGCGAUGGUGAUCGAAGCAGCAAUGCUGCUAGCAAUUUCAACAUGCGACGGGAGGCAGAAGAUUUUGACCAAUCAGCUGAAACUCGUCCUGGCAGCCAGCUGGCUGCACUUGGCUCACGUGCUGUAAUGGAGGCCUUGCAGUGUCUGCUCAUCUGGCCCCCGUUACAGUCACACCCUUCAACCCAUGCCGUCCCGUCCAGCGAUCAUCUCACCACUCUGCACUCGUCAAAAUCGCUUCAACCCUUGGGACGUCCACCAGCCUUUUCACCGCAUCAAACCCCAGCUCCGGACCAUAUCCCACCUUACGACCAAAUAUCAACUCACACUCACCCGCCCAACCCAGAGGACGUGCCUUUGACUAAGCCCCUCAAACCCCUCGUUCACUCUUCCACAAUGCAUUUCCCUAGCUCCCUCACACACUCCCCUCUCUCGCUCCCUAUUGGAGUUCCGCACUCCGAACCAAGCACCAGCGCGUUCCGGCUUCCAGCCACAAGCUUGGCGAUCCCCGCACCUCUCGGACUGGUUCGGUUCCUGAACCUGCUAGGCUCGGUGCCGCUGGUCCGACCAGGCCUCGCAGGAAGAAGUGUUACAGGAAUAGACACGGAGGGAGGGGGGAGAGACAGGUUGGUGCUUCAGGUUCGGGCGGAGGAAAGGGAGGUGAUAGACGAAAGGAGCGCGGAGGAGGAGAGAGGUGGGGAAGAGGAAGAAUGGGGGAGUGCUGAUGUGGCGGAUGAAGAUUGGGCAAGGCAUCAGAUGGGAUUCGUGCAUCGCAGGUACGAAUUGCAGAAGAACUUUGCAAGGGGGGGAUUCGGCGAGGUGUGGCUGGCAGUGAGGAGGGAGCCGUGCCAGAAGGCGAGGAAUACUUGGAUGCCUGGAGACGCCUCAGCUGCUGCUGCGCUUCUUGCUACGUCUGCUGCUGUUGCUGCUGCUUCUGACGCUGCCCUGUCCUUUCCCUUAUCCACAGGCAAUUCUGGCACUGUCAGCAGUGGCAGCGUUAGUGGGGACAGACACAGUCGUGGCGGCAGCAGCAGCUGCUGUGGCAGAGAAAACUGUGCCAGAAACAGUGCCAGUGUCAGUGCAAGCAGUUCUGCAGCAGCGACUUUGGCUGCCAGUCCCACUUUGGAGCGUAAUUCAGGAUCAGUUAUCCUUGCCAGUGGGCCGAGUAAGAGGUUGACAGUAGGGAGAAGAGAGGAGGAAAGUGAGCUCUUACAUGAGGUGGUGCAUUCCCCAGCCUGGCAAGAAAAGGCCGAGGACAACGAGGAGGAGGAGGAGGAAGGGGCGGAGGAGAAAGAUGAAGGGGAGGGGGAGAAAGGGGAAGGGGAGGAGGAGGAGGGGGACGAGGAGGAUGCACCCCCACUGUUUGUGCUGAAGAGACUUUUGGCGGGGGAGGGAGCACGGCUGAGCGGGCUCCGAGAGAAGUACUUUGGGGAGAUGCUGCUCAAUGCGACCAAUGUGGUGCUGCCACGUGGCACUGGGCACGGAAGCGACGAGAAUGACGUUUUGCGUGACCGAGGGGUGCCUGGUGAUGAUUUUGAUGCGGUGCAUGGUGCUGAAGACCCCAUGAGUGGCUUGGACGACAAUGUGGUUGAUGCCAUGGGGUUGAACCACAUUGCUCGCUACGUGGAGUCGUUUGAAACCACCAGCGACACCGCCACUAGUGGUGACGUCAACGGUGACGCCCGCAGCGACGUCAGCGGUGAAGGGCGCAGCGAGGAUCUGUGGCUGGUGUUUGUUCACGAGGGGGUGUCGCUCUCCUCUCUGCUGUACACGAGUGAGGGAGAGGAGGGAGAUGUGGGAGAGAAAGUAGAGGAGGGAGGGGAAGUUGAAGAGGAGGAGAAAAACGAGGAUGGAGGUAAGGGAAGGGAAGGAACGGAACAAGCUGAGGGGGAGAAAGGAGAGGGCGCAGACGAAUACGGAAUGAUGGGGGGAGCAGGGGAGGUGACAGAAAGGAGUGGGCAGUACGAGAAGAGUGAGCAGCAUGUGAAGAGUGGGCAGCAUCAGGCGAGUGGGCAGCAUCAGGCGAGUGGGCAGCAUCAGGCGAGUGGGCAGCAUCGGAUUAUGCGGCCUUCGAAGUGGUGGCGGUGGCUGCGCACCACAGAGGAGGGCGAGGAGACAGUGAGGAGCAUUCUGAGGCAGACGUUGCUGGGACUUGCUGCGUUGCAAGCGCGCAACAUUACCCACAGGGAUAUUAAGCCAGAGAAUAUCAUCCUGAAGCCUCAUUAUAGGAGGAAGAACAGCAGGUCAGAACCAGAGUGCUCCAAGGGAGUCAAGGAUGGGCAGACAUCGCAUGCAUCCACACCCGACUCCUCCUCACCAUCAGCCGCUGCAGGAGAAGUGCUAGCAGCAGCAGCAGGAGUUGGAGCAGGAGGAGCAGGAGAAGUAGGAAAAGCAGGAGAAGAAGUAGGAGGAGCAGCAGGGUCAUCCUCAACAGCCAGUGCAACACGUGGCCAUGAUCCUAUGGCAAACCCGCUGCCUGAUUUCAAUUCCGACACCCAUGUGUGAGCGCAACCCUCAGUCGGCUUCUUGACUUGGGCUCAGCUGUUGACUCGCACUCUGCGCGCUUCCUCUACGGGCCAACAGGGCCCUCCAGCGCGGAGGAGACAGAGCUCUACUCGCCUCCGGAGGUGCUGCUAUUGCCUCAAAACCCCCCAAGUGGUGGAGGUCCGGGGGAAGAAGCGGGUGCAUCUGGAG